Messenger RNA from Salarias fasciatus (jewelled blenny), 1483 nucleotides. RefSeq lists its product as uncharacterized. Lineage: Eukaryota; Metazoa; Chordata; Actinopteri; Blenniiformes; Blenniidae. Gene Ontology annotation, cellular component: transcription regulator complex; histone acetyltransferase complex. Gene Ontology annotation, molecular function: transcription coactivator activity; chromatin DNA binding; histone acetyltransferase activity. The record is from RefSeq and is a predicted model, not a curated record. Bases 237 to 1352 code for a protein of 371 amino acids. Gene Ontology annotation, biological process: positive regulation of transcription by RNA polymerase II. The transcript has 6 exons.
UGUAGACGAACUUCUGUCAACUCUUCUGUCAAGGAAGAGUUGCGUUAGUUUUUGUUUUUGUUACUGCUUUUUUAAAAGGGAAAAUCCUCACACAGUCCUUGAUUUUGGUCAUUUUUCUUCUCUUCUGAAGUGGAUCUGUUGACGUGAACUCAUAAGGAUUUGAAGAACAGGGAUUACUCACACUUUGAAGGAUUCUGUGCAUCACAUAUCGCUACACUGAAGGUCACAAGGUCAAGAUGGAGAAUUCAGGCCAAGAGUCAGCUUAUGGCAACAGCAACCAGGCGGCCGCCACCGCUCAGAGCGCCGUAGAGCCUCGCCGUCUCAGCAUCCAGCGUUGCAUCCAGUCCCUGGUCCAUGCGUGCCAGUGCCGAAACGCCAGCUGCUCCCUACCAUCCUGUCAGAAGAUGAAACGGGUCGUUCAGCACACCAAAGGGUGCAAGAGGAAAACAAACGGAGGCUGCCCCGUCUGCAAGCAGCUCAUUGCCCUGUGUUGCUACCAUGCGAAACACUGUGAGGAGAACAGGUGUCGGGUCCCGUUCUGUCUGAACGUCAAGCAGAAGCUUCGCCAGCAGCAGCUGCAGCAGAGGCUGCAGCAGGCUCUGAUGCUGAGGAGGAGGAUGGCCAGCAUGCAGAGAGUGGGUCAGCCCACCGGAGGACCGCCCGGGGGCAACGGCCUGCCCUCUCCUGGAGCCAACAGUGGAGCUGCUGUCCUUGAGCACACAAAAGGGUUGAUCCAUGUUGCCGAGGUUGUUCAUGGGAAACUGGCAGUCUCCAAAAUGGUAGUGAUCCGCUUCUCGGAAGCAGAGGCGACUGUUGAGAGCAUCGCCACAAAAGUGAGGGAGGCUUUGGGGAGCGAGGAGGGUUUUAUUCUGACUGACUGUCAGGGUCGUGAAAUCCUGGAUUCUGAGGACACAAGAAGCUCUCAGUACUGGAAGCAGAACUCCAGUAACAUCUUUGCUUUGCCUGAAAAUGAAUUUCGGGACUUCCAGAAUGGCCAACGGGCCAAAAGGAGUCGCCGGGCUGAAGACAGUGAUCUGCAGGACGUGGUCCAACACAUAGAUGGACUGAAGUGUGCAUCAGAUAGCAUCAGUCAGCCGUCUGAGAUGGCCGAGAAAAAGGCCACAGAAGCACAUGUGAAGCCAGUGAAGGAGGCUUUCACCUGCCUGGUCUGUUUAGACGUGAUGGUGGAGCCCACAUUCAGCAAGUGCUGCUGCUCACUGCUGGGGUGUGGAGCCUGUGUGAGGGAGUGGCUACUAACUUCAGACCACUGCCUGAAGUGCAGAAGUCCCAACUUCAAAAGAAACAUCCACUCUGUAAAGGGUCUGGAUGCUGCCUUGGCUUUCAUGAAAUGAAUUGAUUGAAUGAUUUUUACUGUUAUAUUUAUGCACUCUGUUUAUCCUGAUGUUGCAGUGGACUGUUAAAUCUAUCAUAAGGUAAUAAAUUAUGCUUUUUGAAAUAGAAUGCAAUAAAUUUAUUGUUUACA